UUUCUAAACCGGUCGCGCGCUCAUUUUGGCGACAUAAGCCAUUCUUUGUGUUAGUAUAUGAUUUAUAACUCUGUGUUUAAACAUGGCGUUGAAACUACUCCAUAUUCUUGUCGUAACCUCACUUCCUCCUGUAUAGAGUUCAGAAUUUUUAGUUUCUGUAGAUAUCGGUUUGUGUAUUUAAAAGGGGUUACUGUAACUGAUCCUGAUCGAAGGCCCUCUUUCAAGCGAGGCCAUGGAAGAGUUUUCGCUUGCUGAUGCAAUCUCAGAUGAUGCCCCGAAUCAGCCGUCUAGGAACAGGAACGACAACGCAUCUGUCGCCUUUAAUGGGGCACCCCCUCCCACUAAUCCUGGCUGGCCUGGUGCAGCUCCAGGUGGCCCCAGCUUCCCAGCCUCAGGAGGCCCUGCCCAGCCUUCAGCCCCUGGUGGUUUCCCCCAUUCUGGCCCUGGUGCCCCAGGCUCCUUCCCCCAUGGGCCCGUUGCACCACACCAGUAUCCCAAUGCCCCCUCUGCCCCGGCAGGAUACCCUCCUGGCCCUGGGGUGCCUCCACAGUUUCCCUCGAACCCAGGGCAAUUUCCUCCAGGCGGGGCACCCAUGCCAUACUCUGGUGGCCAGUUCCCCUCCACCCCUGGGGCUCCACAGGGACCGUACCCCAACGCUCCCUACCCAGCAGGACCACCAGGACCACCCGCCUCAGGCAUGUAUGGGCCUGGAGGCCCUCCUGCCUUUCCUCCAGCUCCAGGCCCUGGGCCUGGCUUUGCGGGUGGAGCGUUCCCCCCUCUACCUCCCGGGUCUUGGGGUGUGCCUGGAGGGGGCUUCCCUUCACAGCCUGGCCCUCCAGGGGGCUUCGGCCCUGGGCCCAUGGGACCAUACGGAGGCCCUGGUGCGCCUAGAGGCACCCUGCUGGUGCCUUAUGACCUACCCCUCCACGCAGGUAUAUUGCCCCGCCUUCUCAUCACUAUAGUAGGAGAGCCUGUUCUGGGAGGAGACAGGUUCCAUGUGGACUUUGUGAAAGGCCCUGACGUGGUGUUCCAUUUUAACCCCCGCUUCACCGAGCAGAGAGUCGUCAGGAACUCCAACCUUGGAGGCUACUGGGGCCCAGAGGAGAGGGAUGGGGGUUUCCCUUUUGUGCAGGGGAGACAGUUUGAGCUGAAGAUUCUGGUGGAGCCAGACGUGUUUAAGGUGGCGGUGGAUGGAGUGCAUCUCCUGGAGUACGAGCACCGGGUUGGGGGGAUGGAGGAGGUGACACUACUGCAGGUUACAGGGGACAUCACCCUCUACAGCGUGGCCCCCACCAUGAUCUAACCCAGACGCGUGUCUGUACCCCCACUACGAGUGUGUUUUUGUGACAAAACACUCAUAUCCCGUGUCCUUUGCUGACAGGCGUAUUGGGCGUGAAAGAGUGAACUCGCACAACAAUCCCCGAAAAAGCCCUCAACAGCCCCUCAAAAAGACCUUUGCUGUUCCAUCUUUUCUGCCGAGGAGAUGUCUAUGUAUGUUUUAAUCACACCAUGGGGAGAUGCACUUGUAAAUAAUGUUCAGUAGUAAUUGUGGAAAAUUCCCAGUGUUCUGGGCCUUUGUGCAAAUCCUGCCUCUUAGCAGACCACUCUGCAGUUUACUAAGCUAAAUGUAUCGAGCCCUGGUGUCUUGAGCCAUACUGUGACACUCUAGUGAAAUGUUCACAUUGUGCAGAGAAAGCAUGUUAGUGUUCUUGUGCUAAUCCCUCAGCGUCUGACUGAACCGUUGAAAUAAGGAGGCACCUGAACUCAGAAAAUUCUCAUCUUUCCGUGUGAUAUUGGUCCAUUAAAGUAAACAAACAAGGCAGCGCUGCUGAAUGCUUCCCCUGUGUUUCAGAUAAACUCCUCUGGAGAUGCUUGUGUUUUUGUUCUGAAUUCACUGUUGGUCCCCAUUUCAAGCUUUCUAGGCACAAAUAUAUAGCAUGCAUACUAAAAUAUGACUGUUUAUAUUUCAGAAUAUAUUUGGAAUGUCAGCAACGUAGUAGAAGUUUUCUGCUUUACCAACAAGAUCAGUGAAGUGGGUUUAUAUAUUUACUUUCAUAGCACAGCACUAGAGGUAGACUAUGCUGGAAAUGUCAUAUCUUUGACCCACUGUAUGAAAUCAUGUACAGCUGUAUGUACAGCUCUGGUUUCUGGAUUUUUGAGACUGCGAUAGCUCAGUCUGUUAUGAAAUGUCAUAAGUUGAAGUCUUUUUUUAUGGAAAAGAGAAAAUAUAUAUAUAUAUAUACACACACGCACGCACGUGCGCGUAUAUAUUUCAGUGAAUGUUAAAGAAUGAAAUUCUUGCCAAAGAUAUUACAGUAGGAUUUACUGAGAGUUUGGAGUAAAAUAUUUAACACCCUUUUUGAAA
Molecule: messenger RNA, 2365 nt
Organism: Electrophorus electricus (electric eel)
Lineage: Eukaryota; Metazoa; Chordata; Actinopteri; Gymnotiformes; Gymnotidae
Gene: lgals3a
Product: lectin, galactoside binding soluble 3a
Biological process (GO): positive chemotaxis; monocyte chemotaxis; negative regulation of endocytosis
Cellular component (GO): nucleus; immunological synapse; cytoplasm
Molecular function (GO): disaccharide binding; laminin binding; IgE binding
Source: RefSeq, a predicted model, not a curated record